Paecilomyces variotii is the source of this 2402-nucleotide messenger RNA. RefSeq names its product putative catabolite repressor protein. The coding region runs from base 288 to 2054 and encodes 588 amino acids. Gene Ontology annotation, cellular component: cell tip; cell division site; nucleus. NCBI's taxonomy places the organism in Eukaryota, Fungi, Ascomycota, Eurotiomycetes, Eurotiales, Thermoascaceae. The record is from RefSeq and is a predicted model, not a curated record. The transcript is spliced from 6 exons. Gene Ontology annotation, biological process: carbon catabolite repression of transcription. Gene Ontology annotation, molecular function: protein binding.
GUAAGGAUUCCCUUCUCCCAUUGAUCCCUCUGCGCGAGUCACUGUUCUUUGGUGCCCUGGAACCCAUGCGCCGCAUCCUAGCUAUGCGGGCGCUGUCAUAAGAAGCGCAGGCGCUUGCCCCAAACCUAUUUCUGCGAGAAGCAUUCGAUGUCUCUGCACGCGAAGAUAAAACCCCUGCAGAGAUUAUCACAGAGAAGGCCCUGUUUCUGACUCCACGCAGUGUCCUCCCACCUCCUCCGCCGCGGUAUACCGUGCCGCUGGCGUAUGCGGCGGGUGCUUCCAACGGCAUGGCGGUGCCAAUUCUCGAGACAAAUAAUGUCAUUAGCCAUCCAGAGGGUGGUUGUCCCCUCCAAGUAGGUGAAGGAACAUAUGAACUCCAAGAUGAUUUACAUCUCGCGACCCCUCCUCCGCAUCCCUCCGAAGCCCCCGUCACAAAUCCAAAUCCCCUCGCGACUGUUCCGACGCCACCGACCUCCGGCGUCAAGCUGACACUCGUCAGUGUUGAUGGGCAAAAGAAAGUCCCUCGGCUGUAUAAUGUCCGGAAUGGGUUGUCUGAGCUCAGGAAUAUCAAAGAAGAUGAUAAAGAGGGACGAACAUCGGAGAGUGGCAGUGAUACAUUUCGGAAGACCAAUCUAUCAGUACCUAUUUUUGGAGAAGGCAAUCCCGCACUUGCUCCUCCUGCGAGUAAAGAUGGCUUGAAACGGAGAAAACCGAAGAACAAUAUCGUCAAGAGCAGUUCGUCGUUCGUUUCCAGAGUGAUUCUCCAUGAAUCCUUGACGAAGCGCCUUAACGAACGGGAUCCGGACGGCGUAUUUGCAUUUGCGAACAUCAACCGCGCCUUCCAAUGGCUGGACCUGGGAUCGAAGUCCAAAGAGGAGCCCCUGGCUAAGAUACUCUUGACAAAGGCGCACAUGCUGUGCCACGACGUCAAUGAGCUGACCAAGACAGCCUCCCACAUCGAUGUCGUCAUGGGGUCGUCCGCCGGCGAUAUUAUCUGGUAUGAGCCUAUGUCGCAGAAGUAUGCUCGCAUCAACAAGUACGGGGUGGUUUGCAAAUCCCCCGUAACACAUAUAAAGUGGAUUCCGGGGUCGGAAAACUUAUUUCUGGCUGCGCAUGCCAACGGCCAUCUGGUCGUAUACGACAAAGAAAAGGAGGAUGCCUUGUUCACACCGGAGACCAACGAUGUAUUCGACAGGCCGAGUGCCAGCGUCAAUACGCGGAAAGGGAUGACGAUCUUGAAGUCUGUCAAUUCAAGAAAUCAGAAGACCAACCCUGUUUCCGUCUGGAAGCUUUCGAACCAACGAAUCAAUCAGUUUGCCUUCUCGCCAGAUCACAAGCAUCUGGCUGUUGUCCUUGAAGAUGGCACGUUGCGAAUUAUGAACUUCUUGAAAGAAGAGGUGCUGGACAUCUUCAGAAGUUACUAUGGAGGCAUGAUUUGUGUCUGCUGGUCUCCCGAUGGCAAGUACAUCGUGACCGGUGGACAGGAUGACCUCGUAACGAUCUGGUCCUUUCCAGAGCAAAAGAUCAUUGCGCGAUGUCAGGGUCACAAUUCGUGGGUAUCUACGGUGGCGUUUGAUCCUUGGAGAUGCGAUGAGCGGACCUACAGAUUUGGCAGUGUGGGUGACGAUUGCAGACUACUGCUGUGGGAUUUCAGCGUUGGGAUGCUGCAUCGUCCAAAGGCGCUCCAAGCGACCGCCAGGCAGCGAAACAGCAUUGUUGCAUCUGGCUCACAUCUUAGUCGACACCAGACAGACAGUACGAGUCACCGGAAACGAUCCGACUCUAACCGAACAGAGAAACCAGACGAUGAUGAGGAAGAAGUCACGGUCUGUCAUCCAGUCGAACCCAGGGCGCGAACUGCACAUUUGCCCCCUAUCAUGUCCAAGGUCGUCGGUGAAGAUCCUAUCUGCUGGCUCGGCUUCCAGGAGGAUUGUAUCAUGACAUCGUCCUUAGAAGGCCAUAUUCGCACCUGGCACCGCCCUCGUGAAGGUCCGAACGAAAGCCGCAUCAACCUAUCAUCCGCCACUGCCUCCGGCUCCGGAUCUGUAUCAUAGCCAUACCAUACUCUCACGAAAUCGAUGUAGUGAGAAAUCUCUUCUUUAUGAGACAUAAUUACUACCCCUAACAUUCUAUACAUACGAUGAAUGAAGAUGGUAUACAUGAAGGUGGGGGCGGGGAUCCGAAAUCCAUAGGAUUUCGCACUAUGACCCAUUUGUUCCUUGUAUAUAUUUAGAAUCUGUGCGAAAAGAUCACGAAAUUCACUUUUACAUAUUGUGUUUCCUGGUUUACUACUUCUGCAGAGUAAGUAGACUUCUAUUUGACUGCCCUGCUUGUAGCUUUGGAAAGUACAGUAGUUACGAUUUUCGCUUACCAUAUAUAUUUUGCUUUUUAUUUACACACGU